Saitoella complicata NRRL Y-17804 is the source of this 1596-nucleotide messenger RNA. RefSeq lists its product as uncharacterized. The coding region runs from base 82 to 1596 and encodes 504 amino acids. Gene Ontology annotation, cellular component: endoplasmic reticulum membrane. Gene Ontology annotation, biological process: ergosterol metabolic process. Lineage: Eukaryota; Fungi; Ascomycota; Saitoellomycetes; Saitoellales; Saitoellaceae. Gene Ontology annotation, molecular function: ergosterol O-acyltransferase activity. The record is from RefSeq and is a predicted model, not a curated record. The transcript is spliced from 2 exons.
CCAGACGUCAUGAGCACGAGAGAUACCAACACCCAACAAGACCUUUGAUCCACCGGGGAAUCCACAACGAUCACCGAGGAAAUGUCGUCAAGUCAAUUGCUGGCUCUACCCAAUACCGAAGCAGUUCGUCGGCACCGAGCAAUCUCUACGCCCUCGAGACCGUCACAAGAUAUCGUUCCGACAUUGAAGGCUAUUAGAGAGGAGAAUCAUGGACUCGAAAGUAUAGAGAAGCCGAUACCCACGGCUACGAGACCGAGGAGAGAAAGCAAACAUCUGUUCCAUCGUCUGGAUUUCGAGUACCGUCUGACGGCGUUUGACCCACACAACACAGAGCGCUCCAAAACCUCCUUCAAAGGCUUCUUCAUCCUCUUCUGGCUCGGACUCUCGCUACUCGUCCUCACCACUCUCCUCCGCAACCUCAAAGAAACCGGUCGGAUCUUCGGAACCUCCGUUGCCACUCUCUUCAUUCACAAUGUCCAAGAAGUAGCAAUGACAGACGCAGCGAUGAUUCUAUCAACCUUCUACGUCAUUCCAAUUCAAGUCGCUUGCUCGAAAGGGUGGAUCAAUUGGAACGGGAUGGGUCGUGUCCUUCAUUACAGCUUGCAAUGGGCUUGGUUCGGAGCGUGUAUGGUCGUUGCAUCAGUUCGUGAUUGGAGCUGGACUGCGAUCGCGUUCUUUACGCUGCACAGUAUCGUCAUGCUCAUGAAAAUUCACUCCUAUGGUUCAUACAACGGGCAUUUGAGUGUGAUCCGCAAGCAGUUGAACGCACUCAAGAAGGCCGAGACGGUUGAGAACGAGGGUUUGCAUGCUGCGAAGAAGGAAAUCUUGACGUUGGAGUUGACGUCGACAUUGGGACAUGUGACGUACCCUGCCAACUUGAAGAACCCGGUCUGGAAUUACGUCGACUACCUGCUCGUUCCGACACUCUGCUACCACAUCGAAUACCCUCGCACACCUCACGGUAUCCGAUGGGGUUAUGUCGCAGAGAAAGCUUUGGCAACCUUCGGCACAAUCUUCCUUCUCGCCAUUACGGUCGAACACCACAUCAUGCCAAUUCUCACCCAAGCCUCAAAAGAUCUCGCUGAGGAACCGAGCGCCCUUACCUCUGGCCUCAUCUUCGCUGAAGCCCUCAGUGCCCUUCUCUGGCCUUACAUGCUGGUUUUCCUCCUCGUUUUCUAUAUCAUUUUCGAGUGCAUUCUCAACGUCUUUGCAGAGGUAACCUGUUUCGCUGAUCGCUUGUUCUACGACGACUGGUGGAACUGCGCAAACUGGGAGUCCUUUGCUCGCAUGUGGAACAAACCCGUUCACCAUUGGCUACUUCGUCACGUUUACAUGCCAUGUCGUCCCAGACUCUCUCGAGGUGGAGCGACGAUGAUGACGUUCUUUAUCUCGGCGGUGUUGCAUGAGCUUGUAAUGGGGAUGAUUACGAGGAAGGUUAGGGGGUAUGGGUUCUUUUGUCAGAUGUUGCAAGUUCCGUUUAUGGCCAUUCAAAGGAGUAAGUUUAUGAGGGAUAAGGAGUUGCUAGGGAAUGUGUUGUUUUGGCUGAGUAUGAUUACAGGGUUGUCUGGCAUGACUUACAUGUACGUUUUAUACUGA